AUGAACAGUCUCCGUACAAAAGUAUUUUAUUUUUCCCUUCUUUCUGAAUUAAGGUUAGGGUUUUACAAUACCACUAUCAGUGAUAGCUUCUAUCAGUCAUUUAGAACUAUUUUUACUGUUACUUCAUUUGUUCCAACUGAACAAGAAUUGCAAUCCAACUAUUAUGCCUAUUUUGCAGAGCUGGAAACCAGGGAGAUGGAUAUUGAAAAAGAAAAAGAAGGAAGAAGGAAAACAAAUGUCAUCGGGAGAAGAAUUGCAUCAUUACAAGAGGCAAUUGAAGAAUUAAAAAGGGGACAAGAAGAUAUUAAGAAGGACAUCAAUGAAAAGCACAAGGAGAUUCUUGAUAUAUUAGGCCACAUAAAAGAAUCUAUCAGUGAUAAACUUCCACAAAAAGAAAAGCAAUCUCAAGAAUCUCUUGAGAAGAACAAAGCGCCAUCAUCUAGUUUGGAGCUUUUAGAUGCAAGUUUGGAAGUUCUAGAGGCUGAAGUUGACACUAAUAAGGACAAGGAGGCUCAAGAUGAUCAAGAGAAUGACCAGCAAGAACAGUUGCAUGAUGAUCCUGAAGAUGAAGAGGAAGAUCAAGAAGAAAAAGAUAAAGAAGAUAUGAGGAAAAAGAAUGUGAUUGAAAAGACUCUUAAAAAGAGUCCAAAAAAAUAUCGACCAAAGGUUGUCAUCGGAAAUAUAGAGGACAACAAGAGACCAAAACGACAAGCAAAACCAACCAAGAAAAUUUUGGAGAAUGCAAAGAAACAAAAGAAAGACAAAAAGAAGGUCUCUACAAAUGUGUCUACCAAGGUGUCUCCAAGCAAAGCUACAAGGCAGUCUCCAAGCUGGAAUGACAACGCUCCAAGCUUUGAUCUCAAAAUAUCACAACUUUGA
This is a messenger RNA of Benincasa hispida (wax gourd), 879 nucleotides long. The record is from RefSeq and is a predicted model, not a curated record. NCBI's taxonomy places the organism in Eukaryota, Viridiplantae, Streptophyta, Magnoliopsida, Cucurbitales, Cucurbitaceae.